Plasmodium adleri (nom. inval.) is the source of this 2448-nucleotide messenger RNA. Its product is annotated as GPI-anchored wall transfer protein 1, putative. Gene Ontology annotation, cellular component: membrane; endoplasmic reticulum. Bases 1 to 2448 code for a protein of 815 amino acids. NCBI's taxonomy places the organism in Eukaryota, Apicomplexa, Aconoidasida, Haemosporida, Plasmodiidae. The transcript has a single exon. Gene Ontology annotation, molecular function: glucosaminyl-phosphatidylinositol O-acyltransferase activity. Gene Ontology annotation, biological process: GPI anchor biosynthetic process; protein localization to plasma membrane. The record is from RefSeq and is a predicted model, not a curated record.
AUGAACAAUAUGAAUAUACUUGCAUAUCUUUUGAUAUGCCCCUUUAACUUAAUAUAUAUAUUUGACAUUCCUUCAUAUAUACAUGAAUUAAAUAAAAAGCUUGAGAAUGAAGAGGUAUUUAUAUAUGGAAAGGAAAUAAGAAGGAAUGAAUCUGUAUAUUCUUUACAUUAUGAAAAGUAUUUAUAUGAAUUGUCAAGAAGAUAUUAUGAUAUAAUAUUAAAAUAUAAUAAGGAGCUGGGGGUUGACCAAGAAGAAGAGUAUAAUUUGAUAAUGAAUAGAUGGAAAGAUGAAAAUAAAAUAAAAAAUAAUAAUAACAAUAAUAAUAAUAAUAAUAAUAAUAUUAAAAAUAAUAAUAAUAAUAAUAAUAAUAUGUAUGAUGAGGAUUGUAAAUUGCCACUAUCAGAUGGCAGGGAAGAAACCCCAAUAUACGAACUAAUACAAGUAGAGAUUUUCAAAAAGAAUAUUGUUUUAAUUUAUAAAAAUGAAAAAACAAAAUCAUCAAUAAAAUUUAUAAUAAAUAAAAGAAAAGAUAUAAAUAAUUAUAUAUCUUUAUGUUAUAAUAAUUGUAUAUACAAACUAGAUAAGAAUGAUUAUAAUAUUUUAAAAAGUACAAUAAAUAAUAGUAAAGAGAAUAUAAUUAAUAGUUCUUAUAUAUAUAUGUAUAUAAUAUAUUUUUUUUUAUGUAUAUAUAUAGAAAAAAAUUUAUUUUUAUAUUUCCCUAUAUUAUUACAAAAAUAUGAAAUAAUAACAACAUUAUUUAUUGUCUUUAUUCCUUUAAUUUUUUUUGUUUUUUUUUAUUUUUAUUUAACUAUUAUCAAGUUGAUAAGUUCAUGUCUAAUUUUAUAUAUAACAUUUCAAUUCAUAUAUUACACUCAAGGUAUACCUAUAAAUAUGCAACACACAAAAUUUAAACAUACACAAAAAAAGGAAAUGCAAGAUAUAAAAGGGGAUACAACAUAUAUCAAGCAAGAUAUAAAAGGGGAUACAACAUAUAUCAAGCAAGAUAUAAAAGGGGAUACAACAUAUAUCAAGCAAGAUAUAAAAGGGGAUACAACAUAUAUCAAGCAAGAUAUAAAAGAAAAUAUAACAUAUAUCAAGCAAGACAAAAUAAAAAAUAAAAUAUUUUGCAACUCAAAAAAGGAAGAUAUGAAUAUAUAUUCAUCUUCAAAUGAAAGAGAAGAAUAUAUUAUACACAAUACAUUGAAACAUUUUAGAUUAAUGAAUGCAUGUAUGACAUAUAUAUGUAUCUUUGCUGUUGAUUUUUAUUUCUUUCCAAAUCAUUUUUGUAAAUCAUAUUAUUAUGGAAAUACUUUAAUGGAUAUAGGAAUAGGUGCUUCUAUAAGUUCUAGUGCAUAUUCUCAAGAAAUAAGAAAAUUUAAAUAUAUAAAAGAAAAGAAAAGAAUAAUUGAAUUAAAGCAUAUUAUUUUAUUUAUAUUAGGAAUAUCAAGAUUUAUAGGAAUAUAUCUUUUUAAUUAUAAUUAUAAUAUAAGCGAAUAUGGAAUACACUGGAAUUUUUUUUUAACCUUAUGUAUUACAUUUCUUAUAUCUAAUAUAUUCUUUAUUUUAUUAAAAAGGAUACGCUAUAUUUUUCUUUUUAGUUUAUUCUCUAUAACUAUUUUUGAAAUAGCCAUAUAUUAUUUUGAUAUACAUAAUUAUAUAUUAUUACAAAAUGAUAGAUUAAAUUUCUUUUCUUCAAACAAAGAAGGAUUAUUUAAUAUUAUCGGUUCUAUUAAUUUAUAUUUAUUUUCUUUCUCAUUAUUUAAAUAUAUAACUAAUCAGACGACAUACACAACCAGUUUGAAUAUUCCAAAAAAAAAUAAAAACAAUAUGAACAGUUCUAUGUAUUGUAAUAACCAUAUAAAUGAAUUUAAACAAGAUAAUACAAAUAAUAAUUUUAAUAAAGAAAUAAAUCAUAAUAACAAUCAAUUCGAAGAAGAAAAAAAAAAAAAUUUAAAAAAAAAAAAAAUUGUAUAUUAUUUCUUAUAUAUUCAUUAUAUAAUAAAUACAUAUAAAGAAAAAUAUUAUACCAUGUAUUAUAUUAUAAAAUUAAUUAUAUUAUCAUUUAUUUUUUAUAUAUUACAUAUAAUUCUUAAUAUAUAUAAAAAUUAUAGUGUACGUAUAUUAUGUAAUGCAAAUUAUAUAUUUUUAAUAACAUCAUUGAGUUUGUUUUCAUGUGCCUUGAGUUUUUCUUUAGAAGAUAUCUUAUUAAGAUAUAAAAAAAAAAAAAUAAAUAUUGAUAUAAAAAUAUUAGAUAAGAUGAAUAAAAAUACAUUGAUAGUUUUUCUUUUCUCGAAUAUACUUGUAGGAUUAUUCAACAUUUUAUUUCAAUCUUUAUUAUUACCUCUCAUAUUUGUAAUACCUAUAUUAGUAUUUUAUUCUAUCUUGAUUCUUGUUUUUACAAAAUAUUUACCUUCCAUGCAGUCUUCACAAAAAAAAAAAAAAGAAUGA